Xiphophorus couchianus (Monterrey platyfish) is the source of this 4153-nucleotide messenger RNA. It is a transcript of the gene tmem184a, whose product is annotated as transmembrane protein 184a. Lineage: Eukaryota; Metazoa; Chordata; Actinopteri; Cyprinodontiformes; Poeciliidae. The transcript has 8 exons. The record is from RefSeq and is a predicted model, not a curated record. The coding region runs from base 1 to 1227 and encodes 408 amino acids.
AUGAACGGCUCUUUGGACAUGGAUUCAUUGUCCAAAAAUAACUCGAUUGUUCACCUGGAUGAACCAAUCCUUCCGGAAAACAUAACUAUCAUUCGGACAAGGAACGGGUCACUCACGGAGGGUCAGAUGUUUCUGAACACGAUGACUGCUCAGGCCCUGUCUGGCAUAUUUGUCUGGUCCGCCUUGCUCAUAACAUGCCACCAGAUCUACACACACCUUCGGUCCUAUACUGUCCCCAAUGAGCAGCGCUACAUCAUCCGCAUACUGUUCAUUGUGCCAGUUUAUGCCUUUGACUCCUGGCUCAGCCUCCUAUUCAUCAGCAACGACCAGUACUAUGUUUAUUUCGAUUCCGUUCGAGACUGUUAUGAAGCUUUUGUUAUUUACAAUUUCCUGAGCCUGUCCUUCGAGUAUCUUGGAGGAGAGAGUGCAAUCAUGUCUGAGAUUAGAGGGAAGCCUAUACAGUCAAGUUGUUUAUAUGGGACGUGUUGUCUGGUUGGAAUGAGCUACUCCAUCGGCUUCUUAAGAUUCUGCAAACAGGCGACUCUCCAGUUCUGUGCUGUCAAACCCAUCAUGGCGGUCAUCACCAUCAUCCUACAAGCCUUUGGCAAAUAUCACGACGGAGAUUUUAAUGUUAAUGGAGGCUACCUGUACAUCACAAUCAUCUACAACUUCUCUGUGAGCAUGGCCCUCUAUGCACUCUUCCUUUUCUACUUUGCCACAAGUGACCUGCUCAGACCGUAUGAACCAGUGCUCAAAUUCCUCACAAUAAAGUCUGUCAUAUUUUUAUCCUUCUGGCAAGGAAUGGUCCUUGCUAUCCUGGAGCGGUGCGGCGUCAUUCCCAACGCACUUUUUAUUGAAGGACAUGAAGUGGGUGCUGGAACCGUUGCAGCCGGCUGGCAGAACUUCAUCAUCUGCAUCGAAAUGUUCUUUGCUGCCAUUGCGCUCCGAUAUGCCUUCCCCUGCACCGUCUACCAAGAGAAGAAAAACGACGUGCCAGAGAAUCUUCCCCCAAUGCAGAGCAUCUCGAGCGGCUUAAAGGAAACCAUAAACCCAGGCGACAUGGUUCAGGACGCCAUCCACAACUUCUCGCCAGCGUAUCAGCAGUACACUCAGCAAUCCACACAGGAGGUCAGCCAGCCCAGCACUAAUGGAAAAGUGGCCACGGGCAACAAGAGCUCUCGCAAGUCCGACAAAAUCAUGCUGAUUACAUCAGAUGAUGAGUUCUAGGCAUUUUUCCAGCAAGAGACCCAGGUGUUGGUGCCCUUUCCACCUUUGCCUCUGACCCCCUGGGGAAAAAGCUGUGUUGCAUUACUCGCAGAACUGGGUUGAACACAAGCGGUUUACUUUCGCAAGUACUUAGACAGGACUACCUGCUUUUAUAAUGAUGAUUUUAAUCAGAGGAUGUGCAUGAAAUUUUAAGUUUUAAAUUUCGUCGCUGAAUGUGUCGAGAACUGAUCCGUCUCCAUCUUGCUGCGGUAAUCUAGAAAAUGACAUGUCAUCUUCACUUCAUCACACGAGUCAGGAGCCACGCGCUUCCCUUAAAUCAAGCUGCCGGAUUUUCAGCUGCGUCCCCCGAUGCCGACUCCGUCUGCGCCAUCUCGCCAUUGCAGCCUCUCUGGCUGUCUGAAGUGUGUUCCAUCUGAAUCAUGUCAGUUUCAAAGAGCAGAUGAUUAAUAUGUGACUCCAGGUGGGAGGCAGGGGAAGCCGGCAAUGACUGAGAAUGGCACUUCAUGGACCGUUACUCACAUCUGCUUGUUUGAAGUAUUUGCUGAGCAUUCCUCAGCAUGGUUUCCUGACGAAUGAAAGGCUUUUUUUUCAAUGACGUAUUAGUUUUGGAGCAGGCAAUUCGAACUGCACUUCACUAUCCUUUGUAUCCACCAUAGCAGGCACAAAUUACAUAAAUCUGUUGUCUACAAAGAGGGAAGUUGGAUCAUCUCAUUAAUUUUCUCAGCAUGCUAAAGAGUAGCCCAAAUAGAUAGCCAGAUUAAGCAUUUUUUUUUUUCUUAAGGAAUAUUCUCUAUUGUGACUAUUUUUUGUGUAGCUUUUAUGAUUUCAUUUCGAUGCUCAUGUUAUCCCAUCUUGCAAGGGUCAUGAAAUGUGUUCACAAGCUGAUUAGUGUUAAUUUUACUGCUCAGUAUGGUCUGUGUACAAAUAUGUAAUUGUAAAAAUUUUAUUCUAUUUAUUGUGAAAAGUUCAGGCCAUUUCAGUUAUUGAACAUUUAUACAUUUUACUUUUUAUUCUCAAUUUUUAUGGUUAAACCUCUAUAUGUAAGUAUAGCUUUUCAGGGACUUUUUUUGUUAAGUUAUUUUUUUAACUUGUGCCAAUGUGUAUGUGUUUUGUUUUUUUUUUCUGGGAAGUCAUUUAUUAUUAUAAAUGUACAAAGUAGUUCUAAAUUAGCUUUAAAUUUGACUUUUUUAAAACUUUAAUGCAACAAAAACUGAACAUUUUGAUGAGGAAAAUUUUAUUUCGAGGUAUAAAAGCACAACAGUACUAUUAAAAUGAAUAAUUGACCAUAUUUUCUUUUCUAUCAGGGCAGAAAAAAAUGUUUUAUUUGUACACAAGGGUAGUUCAUUGAGAAAACAUGUAAAUAAAUGCAAAAUAAAAAUAAUUUAGCUGUUCUUCUUUUAUACAAUUACACAAAUCAAUGAAAUAAAUACAAAACAUAUGAGCAGACUGACAAGUUUAAAGGGUAAGUAACUGUUAUGCUACCAUUUACUGUCCUCGUUCAAGGUUAGCAUUGAUGGCAACUAGUUGGCCUGAAAUCUUUGCUGUGAGACUACAAAAAACUCUUAUUUUUCAAUCUAAUUUGGCUAAAAAACAAACUGCAGUUACUAAAACCAUAUUUGAUUUUUGUCAUCCUUUCUGUAUUCUAGCAUAUUCUCUACAUGGCUGAAUUUAAACAGUAGCUUGUAGACUGGCAAAGCUGGUGUUAAAAGCUUAUUUAAUCAGACAUGUUAAAAAAAAAUCUAUAAAAGUUCUUACAUUUUCAUCAAAAUCCAAGUUUUAUUUAUAUUUCUAUAUAUAUGUACAAUUCAUAUAAAAGUAUUGGGCGAAGGGUAACUUCUGGAUGUUGCCAAAUAUAUUCACAAUCUGUAAGAGGAAAGAAAAAUGUCUGGACUAAGUUCAGUAAACAUCUAUGGCAGGAAGAUAGCUGUGCCUCGUCUCACAAAUAAAUCCUUCUAGAUUUUUGUCUUACAUCCGUUCAAUUUAAAUGGAAAAACUUUUUCUACUGAUUUGCAUAAAAGAAAAGACCAUCAUGUAUCUUGGCCUGGAUACAGUGAUUGUGUAUUUAAUUCACAAUCACUGUGAUUCAGAGAAAGGUUUGUCUCUUAUUUGACUAAGGCAUUUUUGAUUUUACGUGGGAAAAUAGGACACAAGACGUAUAAUACUAAGGUGUGCUCAAAAUCAAUCACCCCAGUCUCAGAUUCAGUGUUCAAGUGUGUAUAAAUAGUUUUGAAGAUUUACCACUAGAGGUCAGCAUAAUGCUUUGCAAUUUAUUUGUCAUGAAUAUGUAAAAAUUGACCUAUGCAAACAGAACAAUAUUGGUUUUGGCUUUAGGACUGAAACACACCAUCACAUUAACAGGUCUGGGUUAACAGUGCUGAAUACAUAAAGCACUAAAAGCAUUACCAUCAUGGAGUACACUUUAAAACCCAUGGGGUCUGCACCAGGUUUACACAUAAAACUUAGAAACUCUUAAGAAAUGUUAAACCUGAAAGUUUAAAGACUCUCUGACGAUGCAGUUUCAUUUUCCAAGUUUUCACAACACUUGUCUCUGGGAACGUAAAUGUGUGCUUUAAAAUUUGCACUGAAGGACUCUAAUUUGGUUUAUUGUUUGAUCACAUUCUAGUGAGGUCCAUUUCACAUCUCUCUAACAAUAGUACAUUACCAAUAGUUUUAAAUGAGCUUUUAUUUGACUUAUCUGCAAUUUCCACUGUUUGCAAGGCUGCAGAAUAUGAGCCAUCUAAAUGUAACCUUAAGCAGUUAAUUGUCGAGCAUAAAUACAUAAAAGUUUUAAGUUAUAAACACAGUUGUCUCGUAAAUGUGAGUACAAUUUGAAAACGGUCAGCAUCAAUGUCACUAACUUCAGUGAGUGUGAUUACACAGACACACCACUCCCAGUAUAGUGAAAGACAGAAAAAUAAGUAAUAUA